Drosophila navojoa is the source of this 1416-nucleotide messenger RNA. It is a transcript of the gene Alg1, whose product is annotated as ALG1, chitobiosyldiphosphodolichol beta-mannosyltransferase. NCBI's taxonomy places the organism in Eukaryota, Metazoa, Arthropoda, Insecta, Diptera, Drosophilidae. Gene Ontology annotation, cellular component: endoplasmic reticulum. The record is from RefSeq and is a predicted model, not a curated record. Gene Ontology annotation, molecular function: mannosyltransferase activity.
AUGGUUGAGCUACAACUGCGAAAACGCAACGCUUGCGUCAUUGUGCUGGGCGAUAUCGGACGCAGUCCACGUAUGCAAUACCACGCUCAGAGCCUCCUUGAAGAUAAUUACAAUGUGGACAUAAUUGGAUAUAUUGAGACGCAACCGCUGGAUGCGCUAACUGUAGCACAACCCAAGUGCAAAAUACACGAACUCUCUGCGGUCCCUAUCACAAACCUAACACCCAAAUUGCAGCUGCUCUUCAAAGCCAUUUGGCAAACGUUAAGUCUGUUGAUGGCCCUAAUCUCGAUAAGGCGACCCAAUUUCUUGCUUGUGCAGAAUCCACCCGGCAUACCCACGUUGAUUGUUUGUUACUUGUACUGCGCCUUGACGCGAACUAAGUUAGCCAUUGAUUGGCAUAAUUACACCUACACUAUCUUAGCGUUGGGCAUGGCCGGAGGAGAGCAGAACCGGCUCAUCCGUCUCACCAGGCGACUGGAACGUUAUUUUGGCAGUAAGGCUCAUACACACUUUUGUGUAACUAAUGCCAUGAAGGACGACCUGCAACGCAACUGGAAUAUAAGGCCCGUACAUGUGCUCUAUGAUCGAGCGCCUGCGCAAUUCCAUCCCAUAGAACUCCCUCAAAAGCACGAGCUAUUCAUGAAGCUUUCCAAAGAUUAUGCGCCUUUCAUGGCGCAAUGCUAUGCGGAUCUGACGCAAUCGGGCAUGCUCGAGUCAACUUCACUUACUCAGAAGCUGGCCAAUGGAACGGUGCUCUAUAAGCCACAGAGGCAAGCAAUACUUGUGUCGAGCACCAGCUGGACGCCGGAUGAAGACUUUGGCAUACUCCUGAAAGCCUUGGAGUCCUAUGAAUGCGUGGCUACAGCCGAGCCACAUGUCUAUCCGUCUUUGCUGUGCAUCAUUACCGGCAAAGGCCCACAAAAGUCGCAAUACGAGGCUCAAAUAGCAAAAUUACAAUGGCGAAAAGUUUCGAUUCUAACGCCCUGGCUGGAGGCUGAGGAUUAUGCGAGAUUGCUGGCUAGCGCGGAUCUUGGCGUAUCCUUACAUUGGAGCACAAGCGGGCUGGAUUUGCCCAUGAAAGUGGUUGAUAUGUUUGGCUGUGGGCUGCCCGUCUGCGCCUACAACUUCAAAUGCCUUCCAGAGCUAGUGAAGCACGGCGAGAACGGAUUUGUGUUCAACGAUCAUUCGGAGCUGGCCGAGCAACUGCGGCUGUGGUUCGAGCACUUCCCUACCAAUCCAAGCAUCAUCGAGACCCGCUCACGCUUCAAGCGCAGCCUACAACAGUUCCAGGACUUGCGCUGGCGGGAAAAUUGGAAGCAAUGCGCGGCACCUGUACUGGAAGCAUUUCUUUAAGCAUUUACGAAUCGAGAAAGCUUUUAAUAAAUCUUGUCUGAGCAGUACAAAGAGGCACUUGAA